Messenger RNA from Lactuca sativa (garden lettuce), 1302 nucleotides. RefSeq names its product putative WRKY transcription factor 53. Gene Ontology annotation, cellular component: nucleus. NCBI's taxonomy places the organism in Eukaryota, Viridiplantae, Streptophyta, Magnoliopsida, Asterales, Asteraceae. The record is from RefSeq and is a predicted model, not a curated record. Gene Ontology annotation, molecular function: transcription cis-regulatory region binding; DNA-binding transcription factor activity. Gene Ontology annotation, biological process: regulation of DNA-templated transcription.
UCUCUCAUCACCUUCUCAAACACACACACCUCACCUCACCUCCCUCUCUCUCCUUCCCCUCUCAUGAACAACUAGCAUUUUGACUUUUCAAUUUGUACAUCUUGCAUCAUAACUUGUACAUUACAGACAUGGAAAAUGUUUACAUCAUCAAUGAGCUAACACAAGGGAUGGAACUAGCUAGGCAGCUCAAAGCCAUUUUGAGUUCAAACUGUUCCCCUGAAUCAAAGCACAAUUUGAUUCAAGGGAUCAUCGCUUCUUACAACAGAGCGCUGUUGAUCAUCAACAGCGCCCAGUCUGAGCUCCCGGCACUAGCGGCACAACCGGUGUCAGUGUCGGUGCUCAGCCAGCCUGAGUCACCGGUUUCUAUCGAUGGAAGCCCACAAAGCGGGGAUUUCAAUCAAGGUUUUGAUAAUUUCCAAGACCAGAAAAUCGUAUCAAAGAAAAGAAAGGCAAUGCUGACGUGGAAAAACCAAAUCAGAAUCUCGACUGACAACGGUUUGGAGGGAAACUCUGAUGACGGUUAUAGUUGGAGGAAGUAUGGGCAAAAAGACAUUUUGGGUGCUAAAUUUCCUAGAAGCUAUUAUAGAUGUACGUAUCGAUACGUUCAUAACUGCAUGGCAAGAAAACAAGUGCAAAGAACAGACGAAGACCCGACAGUUUUUGAAAUCACAUACAGAGGCAAGCACAGCUGCAACAACUCAGCCACCACCGCCACCACCGCCGCACAAUCGGUGGUGCCGCCACAAUCACCUGAAAACCACCAACCACCACCACCAAAAUCCGGCGAGAUGCUAUCAAAUCUUCGAGAAAAUCUCAGAGUUAGCACAUCAGAUUUGGAUGCAAUGGUUCCAUGUUCAUUUUCCUUCCCUUCAUCAUCAUUCGGAUGCAUAGAAAACUACCAACAAUUUCAUUUCACAAGUGAAGCCGAUCACAACUUUUCACAAGCUGCCAAUUCCGGGUCUAACUACUUCCCGGAAUGGAAUCACGAAUUCCAUCAUCACGAUGAUUCCAAUCUCUCCGGAAUCAUUUCCGCUACCACUUCGGCAACAAAUUCCCCGUUGGCUUUCACUGAUUCGCACGAUUUUAACCCAAAUUUUCCGUUUAAUAACUCGGGUUUUUUUAUUUAAUAGGUAAGUCUUAAAAAAAAUAAAGAAAAAAAAAUAGCAUUAAGUUUUGCAGAUAGCAUCAAAUCAAUAAACUAUGUUAAGCAUACAAAAUAAUGCUUGUACAAAUAGAAAUGUAAGAUUUAAGAUUAAGAGCCAUUCAAGAUCUAGAAAUAAUAUAUGGUAUCACAUUUGUUCA